AUGGACGACAUUCUUUUAGCAAGGCUUAGGCUCAUUAAUGACAAACUCACAACGGACUUAGAAGUAAUUCCGGUUACUGUUAAUUUAGAAAAUUUAGUGCAGGCUCAGAUCACCUACAGUAAAUUAGAGGCAUCACUAAAAAGACUUAACGGAGACCUGACGGAGUACUUUAGGCUGGCUUCGACACCCGCAUCUGAUGAAAUCUGCUUGAUAAGUGGACUUCAACUUCAAGCAGAAGAGACUUUAGCCGAACUUAAGGUGAAGAUCGACCAAAUAUCUACAUCAAGCAAACCAUCAGAGAAGCUGACUGACGCGAACUCCUCAUGCAGACUUCCUAAGCUUCAGCUGCCGGUGUAUAAUGGGGAUGUACUGGCGUGGUAUGAAUUUUGGGAUGCCUUCAGAAGCAACAUCGAUGAAAGGAACCUGCCGGAUGUGGACAAGCUUUCGUAUCUUAAGACUUCAGUCACGGAAGAUGCCAAAAAGGCCAUUGACGGUCUAGCGACUACUAGCACCAACUAUGCUAUUGCGGUUUCAAUACUGAAAGAAAGGUUCGGGAAAACUUCACAUCUCAUAGACGCGCACUAUGCCACAUUAUAUAAAAUUAAGAUGGCCAAAGGCAAUGCGGAUGAUUGCAGAAGGACUUUCAACGAAAUCGAAAGAAAUCUCAAGAUUUUAGAAUCACUAGGUGAGAACAUUAACCAUAAUCACCUGCGCUUCAUGCUACUAGAGAAGUUUCCUUCUAAUCUAGUAUAUGAGAUAAAACUUAAAGUUAAGGAUGAUUCCAUUCAAGAACUGAGAAGCGAACUGGAUAAAAUCAUCACUGCCAAGGAGGAUGCGGAAAGGAUAUCGGGUAGGAAACGCCCUCUAGACACAGAAGCUAGUACGGUCGGGAUUCUUCAUGUGAAUGCAAAACGCGCGAGAUACGCAAGCCAGUCCCAACUACGACACAGUAACCAGAGUAAACAAAACCAUCAGGGAGGCUUCGAUAAGAGACCGAUACAGAAGAAGUUUAAGGGUUUCAAGAAAUAUAACAAUAAAGCGAACAGAACAAACCAAACUUCAACUUCAAGCAAGGAUCAGGAAGAAACUCAGCGAAGUCCUCCAGAGGUCAGGAAGGGAUUGGAGUGUAUAUUUUGCAAAGGGGGCCAUUAUAAUGAUAGUUGCCCUGAAGCAUCUACUUUAGCAGAAAGAAAGAAACGGCUUGAAAGACGAUGCUACAUUUGCUUCAGCCGGAAUCAUGUAGCAAAGGCUUGCUGGAGAAAGAGAAGGACUGCGAAGGAAUUAAAGCUUCCCGUCGAAGAAGAGAGUCAUCUAGUAGUAUUCACCUUCGGCGACGAUCCUCCCAGAGAGAUACAUAGCCCAAUAGUCACCCUUCACCUACUAUCUAGAACAAACAAGAACAUAGUAAUACAGGCUAACUGCGUAGAGCAUAUCUCCAGAGGUUAUAUACCUAAUGUCAAGAUGAAGAACUUACCGGAGUCAUAUACACUAGCGGACGACGGGUCGCUAAGCGGACCUGUACAGAUCUUGGUUGGAAACGAAUAUUACUGCAACAUAACUUACGAGAAAAAGGUACAACUGGAUAGCAAUUUGUUUCUGAUCGACUCUGCACUUGGUUGGAUAAUUAGUGGUAGAGCAGAACCACAGCUUAGAGACGAGUCGUAUGUAGUGACUUACACUCAGACUUGCAUUGAAACGAAGCUUCAUCAACCAGAUCCACCUCUUUGUAAUGGAGACAUAAAGAGCCUUUGGGAACUAGAAUGUAUAGGUAUUAGUGAUUCCCCAAGAGCAACUAGAGAAGAAGAAGCCAUCAAGUAUUUUAACGAUACAACCUUAAAAUUAAAUACUCGUUACAAGGUAAGCUGGCCUUGGAUAACUUAUCCACCAGAUUUACCUAAUAAUUUUGGAAUGGCUUUUGGUCGUUUAUCAAGCUUAUUGAAGCGUAUGGAUCAAGAUACGUUAUUAGCAUACAGUGAUACGUUUAAACAACAAUUGGAUAAGGGUAUAAUAGAAGUUGUACCUACUUCAAGAACGUCAACAGGUAACGUCGUUCACUACCUACCUUUCCAUGGAGUACGUCAUCGAGGAAAACCUAUGAGAAUAGUCUAUGAUGCUAGCUCUAAAAGUAGCAAGGACACCAAGAGUCUGAACGAAUGUUUGUACCGAGGACCACUCAUGCUAGAAGACCUCACUGGCUUACUUAUAAAAUUUAGAACUCAUAGGAUAGGUUUAACCUCGGAUAUAGAAAAGGCGUUUUUACAGAUGGCGUUACACGAGAAGGAUCGUGAUGUAACCAGAUUCUUGUGGCUCAAAGAUACCUCUAAACCGGUAUCUCAAGACAACCUACUGUACCUUAGGUUUUGUAGAGUUCCAUUUGGCGUCAUUUCAUCACCGUUUUUGCUUAAUGCGACUAUUAAGCACCACCUGUCCAACGCAGAAGAUCAGCAAGUCAGACAGAAAGCAAACGACAUAUAUGUGGAUAACUUUGUUUCGGGUACUGACACUACGGAUGAGGCGAUGAAACUCUACAGAAAUCUAAAGGGAUCUUUUCAAGAUAUUUCAAUGUCACUCAGGGAUUGGAGUUCAAAUUCUAAAGAAUUUAUGAAGAAAGUCUCUGAUACAUGUAAAGAAGAUAAAGUAAAGGUACUUGGCUUAGAAUGGGACAUCAAAAGGGAUACUCUUCAGUUGAAACCUAACUUACAAGAAGAAGCUGUCACAAAAAGAGGAAUACUGAAGACUAUUGCAUCAAUCUACGAUCCAUGUGGUUAUGCAGUACCCUAUACCUUAUCAUCUAAACUCUUUUUACAAGAGCUUUGGAAAGCUGGAGUGUCAUGGGACUCACCAUUAUCGAGCGAACUAACGGAAGAAUGGAAUAAGAUCCGACAGAACUUAGAAGCCAUUAGAAAGGUGUCGGUGGACAGAUGCUACAUGAAGACACCAGUGGGAAAAGGCUACCAACUACACUGUUUCACCGAUGCCUCUCUACAGGCUUAUGCAGCAUCAGUCUUCUUAGUUUACGGCUCGGAGAAAAGCUUCAUUAUUGGUAAAUCUCGUCUGAUACCAAUAAAGGACCAGGAGAGUCUCAAGAUACCUCGUCUUGAACUUUUAGGAGUACUGAUUGGCAGUAGAUUGAUAAAAUUCGUUCUUAAGUUUCUCCAGCAGAAGAUAGUAAGACAAGUCUUAUGGACCGACAGCCAGAUCGUCAUAGAAUGGUGCAAAUCUGACAAGCUAUUGCCACCCUUCGUUGCCAGGCGGAUAGAAGAGAUCAAAACAAAUAAAGAUCUGGAGAUCAGAUACCUUCCAACAGAGCUAAAUCCAGCUGACGUCGGCACCAGACCCACCUGCUCGAGAGAGGACAGGGAGAAAUGGCUAAGUGGUCCACAAUUUAUAGUUCAAGAUCCGAAGACGUGGCCAACAACUUCUGGCGGUGGACCAACCAGUUCUCUCUUGAUUGGGGAGGGUCUUGGGAUCCAAGAAGACGAAGAACUGAUGGAAAUAGUUGAUCCAGAUUUACACAACGUUAGUCCGAUGGAAACGGAGGACAGUAUAACUGAAAAGGAAGUAGCGAGUCAUGACAAUGAUCAAAUGCCAGAUAAGUUACUAAAAUUGAAAGAAAUUCAAGCUGAAUACUUUCCUCUAGAGGUAGAAGGAAAGGUAACUAGUUUAAGUUUGAAUUUAGGCAUAUUUAAAGACAUAGAUGAGUUACUGAGGUGUAAAGGUCGUAUGAAACACGCAGACUGGUCGUUUGAUAAACGCUACCCUAUACUUAUACCAAAAGAUUCAGAUUUCACCAACGAAAUCAUAAUGAAGACUCAUCAAGAAAAUAAGCAUGUUGGAGUAAGUCACACGUUAGACAAGAUAAGGGAAACUUACUGGAUACCACAAGGAAGAAGCCAAGUUCAGAAGAUUUUGAGGAAGUGCUCCGAAUGUAUGAAGCAUGACGGAGGGCCAUAUAAACUACCAGAAACUCCUGCGUUACCGAAAGAGAGGGUCAAUUAUAGCUCACCAUUCACAUACGUUGGUACCGACUAUCUAGGACCACUUCUAAUCAACAAUGGGAAUGGCAAUUGUAAAAGGUGGAUUAGCCUCUACACAUGCUUAGCCGUAAGAGCCAUUCACUUAGAAGUUGUAAAGGACCUAACUGCGGAAGAAGGUUUAAUUGCCUUACGUAGAAUGAUUACAACAAGAGGUGUACCUACCUUAAUAACGUCUGAUAAUGCGGCUCACUACAAGUUACUCUCAGAGAUUCUUCAGAACCCAUACUGCGUAGAGAAAGAGAUAAGAUGGAAAUUUAUACCACAGUUAGCACCAUGGCAUGGAGGAUUCUAUGAGAGAUUAGUUGGUUUGGUUAAAAACUGUAUGAAGAAAACAUUACAGAAACAUUUGUUGAAUGACACCCAACUAGUAACAGCGGUGAAAGAAAUAGAAGCAGUUCUAAACACAAGACCCUUAACUUACGUAGAUUCAGAGCCGGAUCAUGUACUAAAACCUUCAGACUUUCUUACAAUGGGAAAGUGUAUCAUUAUGGAAACUUCAGAUAAGGAUCCUACAACGUCGCAAGGGACGGUGACUAAGGACAAUUUAAUUAAAGGUUGGAAGAAAGCACGGAUAAUUCUACGAGAAUUUAAAGAGAUGUUUGAGAACAGGUAUCUCCUAAAUUUGAGAGAAAGAUAUUCCCACCAUCCUAAAGAACCUAGAGUAACAUCAAAGUUAGCACCUAAGAUAGGUCAAAUCGUGCAGAUUAAAGGUGACACGAAGAAUAGGAUAAAUUGGAAAGUUGGGAAAAUAGUAUCUUUAAAGGAAGGCGCCGACGGUUUAUGUAGGGUCGCCACGGUACGAGUAGGAGAUACAGAGUAUACAAGAUCUAUCGCCCAUCUCUACCCGUUAGAGAUCGAAGAUGGAGAAGAACAGUGUAAACAAACAUCAUAUUAUGAAGAAAGUGUAGAAGAACCGGUGCAGCUUCCUGAUCUUCCACGUCCACCAGACAAGGAUGACGUGACGAUGGAAUCCUUCAAAGACGUUACUGAGCCUCCAUCUGAGCAAAUAUCCACUCAAGAAGUAAGAGAUCAACCAGAAGAAGUACAGCCUCAUGCCUCGCCAGAAGAGGAAACGUGUUCCUCUAAACAAGCAGUUGAGUCUAUAUCUAGUGAGUUAAACGAGCCUAAGUCUAAGCCUAAGUCUAUGUCCGAACCAGAGCCACUCGCGGUCGGCGACCUCGAGUUUUACGACCACACUGUUCCCGAGUCACACCACCUGGAGGAAGUUACGCCAGAAGGACAACACGACGAAGCAAGACCUAAGAGAGCGGCAGCUCUCAGAGCCCUUGAGAAGAUCAAGGAGUGGACCAGCAAUCUAGUCGCCGUGCUGUUGCCUGAGGCGGGAUUUCGGGGCGACACAACUAGCCACCAAUUAAGUAAAGCGAAGCAGACUGAGGCUCCUCUGGCCCAAGAGAAGUGGAUCAGAAAGAGCGAGGAUAAAGAAUCCUUCAUAGGAGAUGAAGGUAAGUCGUACACGUUAGUCGGCUUUAGCUCAGGGUUGCCAGGUUAG
This is a messenger RNA of Cydia splendana, 5547 nucleotides long. RefSeq lists its product as uncharacterized. NCBI's taxonomy places the organism in Eukaryota, Metazoa, Arthropoda, Insecta, Lepidoptera, Tortricidae. Gene Ontology annotation, molecular function: nucleic acid binding. Gene Ontology annotation, biological process: DNA integration. The record is from RefSeq and is a predicted model, not a curated record. The coding region runs from base 1 to 5547 and encodes 1848 amino acids. The transcript is spliced from 4 exons.